AUGACUUAUCAACAACAAGACCAGUUGAAAAAGCUUCCCAUACCAGAUUUGCAACAAACAUGCACAAACUACUUGAAAGUCUUGAGACCUCUACAAACUGAUAAAGAGUAUAAAUGCACGGAGUUGGCUGUAAAGGAAUUUGUUGAGAAACACGACAAUUCUCCUUCCAUUGGCGCAUUCUUGGAUGACUGCUUGCGCAAAUACGCUGCUGAUAAACCAAGUUAUAUCGAGCAGUUUUGGUACGAUGCAUAUCUAAACUAUGACUCGCCAGUGGUGCUCAAUUUGAACCCAUUUUUCUUGCUCGAAGACGACCCUUUUACCCAAAAAGAAACAAGCGCAAUUGAUCCCCAGAUUAAAAGAGCAACAUCCUUGACCCUCUCAUCCUUGAAAUUCAUCCAGGCAUUAAAGAAGGAGAAAUUGAGCGUUGACACAUUGAAAAAUGGCAAGCCAUUGUGCAUGUACCAGUUUACAAAACUUUUUGGCUCCUCAAGAAUUCCAACAAAUGAUGGAUGUAUGAUGCAAUCUGACCCAACUUCAAACCAUAUUGUCGUGAUGUCCAAAUCCCAAUUUUACUGGUUUGACGUUUUGGACUCAAACAAUAACAUUAUCCUCCACGAGUCCGACUUGAAUAUCAACUUUCACUCUAUUGUCCACGACUCGUUGCUCACCUCGAAUAACGAUAUCGCCAAGUCCUCCUUUGGUGUAUUAACAUCGGAGAAUAGAAGUGUUUGGGCAAGCGUUCGUAAAAACGUUAUCAACACAAACCCAAUCAACAAGGAGGUGUUGGCCAUUAUUGACUCUGCAUUAUUCAUUAUGUGUCUUGACGAUAUCGAGAUUGACGACUUGUCUGAGCUAUCCAAGAAUAUGCUUUGUGGAUUAUCCAUGCUUGAUAAAGGUAUACAAGUUGGAACAUGCACAAACAGGUGGUACGACAAGUUGCAGAUUAUUGUCACCAAGAAUGGUAAAGCAGGUAUCAAUUUCGAACAUACGGGCGUUGAUGGCCACACUGUGCUCAGGUUUGUCUCUGACAUUUAUACCGAUUCCAUAUUAUCGUUUGCACAUUCUAUAAACACCCAUGCACCAUCUUUAUACAAGAGCAACUCCAAUGACUCCUCUGCAAGCGAAGAAGGGCUCAUUACCGUUCCAAGAAAAUUGGAAUGGGACUUGACACCUGACUUGUCUUUGGCAUUGCGGUUUGGCGAAACCAGACUUUCAGACUUGAUUAACCAAAAUGAAUUGCGCCACUUGGAAUUCCGCUCUUAUGGAUCAAGCCAAAUUAAAAAGAUGAAAUUUAGCCCAGAUGCCUUUGUCCAAAUGGCUUUCCAAGCAACUUAUUAUGCAUUGUAUGGCAAAGUUGAAUGCACGUAUGAGCCAGCAAUGACCAAACAUUUUUUCCAUGGUCGUACUGAAGCAAUCAGAACCGUUUCACAAGAAUCAAACAUGUUUGUUCGUAAAUUCUUUGACCCUCAAGUUGCAAAUACUGAGAAAUCGGAAUACCUCAACCAAGCAUGCAAAUCACACUCGGCUCAAACGAGAUUAUGUUCCAAUGGAGAAGGCGUUGAUCGUCACUUGUAUGCAUUGUUUUGCUUAUGGAAGAGAUUGUUGACGAGGUAUGAACAGAAGAAGCAGGGAUUUGUCUUUAACGAUGAUUUGGAAUUUGAGAUUCCAGAUGAAAUUGCAGAGCUUCCAGCAAUCUUUGCUGACCCGGGCUGGGACAGAUUAAACAAUACCAUCAUCUCUACAUCAAACUGUGGUAACCCUUCAUUGCGUCUCUUUGGAUUCGGUCCGGUGUCACCCAGUGGAUUUGGUAUUGGCUACAUUAUCAAAGAUGAUUCAAUUUCAUUCUGUGUUGGAUCAAAAUACAGACAAACGCAAAGAUUUUUGAUUACAUUGAAUUCGUAUUUACAAGAGAUUGCUCAAAUCUGGAAUGAUGUUGAAUUGCAAAAGAAGAUGAAUGUAGCUGAUGCACCCAGAGUCGAGAGAAACAACAGAAACUUGACUUCAUUGCUUGGAGGAUACAGCUACUUUGACGUUGGCGAGGAAGAAAUCAAGAGCAGAGGACAAUCACCAGAACCACCUUUCUUGGCAAAGGCCAAUUCUGGUUUCAGUUUACGUGAUAUUGGAAAAAAGUUGAGACUCAGUGAGUAUUGA
Lodderomyces elongisporus is the source of this 2151-nucleotide messenger RNA. It is a transcript of the gene CTN1, whose product is annotated as carnitine O-acetyltransferase. Gene Ontology annotation, molecular function: carnitine O-acetyltransferase activity. Gene Ontology annotation, cellular component: mitochondrion. Bases 1 to 2151 code for a protein of 716 amino acids. Gene Ontology annotation, biological process: carnitine metabolic process. Lineage: Eukaryota; Fungi; Ascomycota; Pichiomycetes; Serinales; Debaryomycetaceae. The transcript has a single exon. The record is from RefSeq and is a predicted model, not a curated record.